UUUAUUUAUUCUAUACGUUUUAUGUCACGUGUUGAAUAGUGCGCAUGCGGUUGGCUUCCAAAGGCGAUUUAGAGAAUUAUUUUUAUAACUAUAGAAUGCAUUUGGACCCAAAGAAACAGCGCCAAGAACAAUAUUUAAAAUGGAAACAAAGCCUGAUGGAGAUCUCACAAUGUGAGUAUCAACGAGGUGAAUACGAGAAAGCUGAACAACAUUGCAUGCAGUUAUGGAAACAGGAGCCAGAUAAUACAGCUCUUUUAUUAUUACUCUCGUCAAUUCAUUUUCAAAUGCGAAAUUUAGAAAAAUCUGCACAUUUUUCCACCCUUGCUAUAAAACAUAAUCCACAUUUGGCAGAAGCAUAUUCGAAUUUGGGUAAUGUACUAAAAGAAAAAGGGCACCUUCACGAUGCACUAGAACAUUAUAAACAUGCUUUGCAAUUAAAACCAGAUUUCAUAGAUGGUUACAUUAAUUUAGCUACUGCCCUUGUUACAGCACAUGAUCUUGAGGGUGCUAUUCAAGCUUAUCUUACAGCUCUACAUUACAAUCCAGAUUUAUACUGUGUACGUAGUGAUCUUGGAAAUUUAUUAAAAUCAAUGGGGCAUUUAAAUGAAGCAAAAGCUUGUUAUUUAAAAGCUAUUGAGACUCAGCCUAAUUUUGCAGUAGCAUGGAGUAAUUUAGGGUGUGUUUUUAAUGCUCAAGGUGAAAUAUGGUUAGCAAUACAUCAUUUUGAAAAAGCUGUCCAUCUUGAUCCAAACUUUCUUGAUGCCUAUAUUAAUUUAGGAAAUACACUCAAGGAAGCACGCAUAUUUGAAAGAGCUGUUGCUGCAUAUUUAAGAGCUCUACAAUUAAAUCCAAACCAUGCAAUAGUUCAUGGCAAUCUUGCCUGUGUUUAUUAUGAGCAAGGGUUAAUAGAUUUAGCUGUUGAAACAUAUAAAAAAGCUAUUGAAUUGCAACCUAAUUUUCCUGAUGCAUAUUGUAAUUUAGCUAAUGCAUUGAAAGAACAAGGAAAUGUUGAUGAAGCUGAAGAAUGCUAUUUAACAGCUUUGCGAUUAUGUCCUACUCAUGCUGAUUCUUUGAAUAAUUUAGCCAACAUUAAGAGAGAGCAAGGGAAUACAGAAGAAGCUAUGAGACUAUAUUGCAAAGCUUUAGAAAUAUUUCCAGAAUUUGCAGCUGCCCAUUCAAAUUUAGGUAGUUUGUUACAAUGUCAAGGCAAAUUAAACGAAGCUUUGAGUCAUUAUAAAGAAGCAAUUAGGAUAGCUCCUACAUUUGCUGAUGCAUAUAGUAAUAUGGGAAACACUUUAAAAGAAAUGGGAGAUGUACAAGCUGCAUUACAAUGUUAUUCUAGAGCCAUUCAAAUAAAUCCAGCAUUUGCAGAUGCCCAUAGCAAUCUAGCAUCAAUACAUAAGGAUUCUGGAAAUAUUCCAGAAGCCAUACAAUCUUAUCGUAUGGCAUUAAAAUUAAAGCCUGAUUUUCCUGAUGCAUAUUGCAAUCUAGCUCAUUGCCUUCAAAUUGUUUGUGAUUGGGGAGAUUAUGAAAUUAGAAUGAAAAAAUUGAUAGCGAUAGUGGCAGAUCAACUUGAAAAAAGUAGAUUACCAUCAGUUCACCCACAUCAUAGUAUGCUUUACCCACUUUCCCAUGAAUCCAGAAAAGGAAUUGCUGCCAAACAUGCAAUUUUAUGUAUGGACAAAGUAUCCAUACUUCAUAAAGCCCCAUUUGAACAUCCCAAAAAACUGGGGUCUUCAGAAAGACUAAGAGUUGGGUAUGUUAGCUCUGAUUUUGGUAAUCACCCAACAUCUCAUUUAAUGCAAAGCAUCCCAGGGUUUCAUAAUCGUAAAAAUGUUGAAGUGUUUUGUUAUUCCCUUAGCCCAGAUGAUGGUACUACAUUUAGGGCCAAAAUAUCGAGAGAAGCUGAGCAUUUUGUUGACCUAUCUCAAAUUCCUUGCAAUGGCAAAGCUGCUGAUAGAGUAUAUGCAGAUGGCAUUCAUAUAUUAGUUAACAUGAAUGGGUAUACCAAAGGUGCUAGAAAUGAAAUAUUUGCCCUUAAACCUGCCCCAAUACAAGUCAUGUGGCUGGGUUAUCCAGGCACAAGUGGCGCUAGCUACAUGGACUAUAUCAUAACUGAUGCUGUUACGUCACCCGUGAUUCUAGCAGAGCAGUAUGCAGAAAAACUUGCAUACAUGCCCAAGACGUUUUUUAUUGGCGACCAUAGAUACAUGUUUCCCCACAUGCGGGAGCGUGUCGUUCUUGCCUCCAAAGAAUCCACUGCAUCCGAUAAUUGGGCUGUUAUCAAUGGCACUGACCUCUCUGAAAUCUCCAAACUAUCUAGCAAGAAACUUUUAAUGUACCCCACUGCUGCCAUUAAAAGCAACUCUAUUCCUGAGGAAGAAACUCCUGAAGAAAUAUCAUUUAAAAAAGACCCCGUUGAAAUUCCUGUAAUUGAAAUACCCUCUACCACCGCUCAAAUCAUGUUGAGCACUACUCAAAGCCAAACCUCGCUCAACGGCAUUAUUAUGCAUAAUGGGGUUACUACUAAUCAAGUCGUUAAUAACAAAGUUGCUAGUGGUGAAGAAAUACCUCAGCAUUUAAUAUUAUCUACUCGCCAACAAUAUGGUUUACCAGAAAACGCGGUCAUUUUUUGCAAUUUCAACCAAUUAUACAAAAUAGACCCUGGUAUCUUUCGAUGCUGGUGUAAUAUUGUUCGGAAUGUUCCUAAUAGCUUCCUAUGGCUUCUAAGAUUCCCAGCCUCUGGCGAGCCUAAUGUAUUACUCUAUGCCCAAAAAUUGGGAUUACCCCCUAAUCGCGUCAUAUUUUCUAAUGUCGCCCCAAAAGAAGAGCACGUAAGGAGGGGUCAACUUGCAGAUGUUUGUCUUGAUUCACCCCUAUGCAAUGGUCACACUACUGGCAUGGAUGUAUUAUGGGCUGGGGUACCGAUGGUCACACUACCUUGUGAAACAUUGGCUUCCCGCGUAGCCUCUUCUCAAUUAUAUGCCUUGGGUUGUCCAGAAUUAGUGGCUAGUUCAAAGGAGGAAUACGAAAAUAUCGCCAUCAAAUUAGGAUCUGACCGAGAAUACCUCAAAGCCAUGAGAGCGAAAGUUUGGAAGUUGAGAACCAGUAGUUCUUUAUUUGACUCCCAGAGAUACGCUUUGGAUAUGGAAAAGUUAUUUAAAAAAAUGUGGGAGCGACAUCAGAAAGGUUCACCAAUUGACCAUAUAACAGAAUAGUUAAAAAUUGAAUAUAUGGCGUUUAAAUUUUACAUUUGUUGUUUAUUAUUUUUAGAUUUGUUUUUUCAAUAUUUUGUUGUUGUAAUUUUUAUGAUGUGUUAGCCCUUCAGCCUCUUUAGGAGGCAUAUGACUCAAUAUUUAUUUACAAAUUAAAUUUUAUUUGUAUUAUUUCACAUUUUUAUUUUUUGAUUAUCAUUAUUAUUUAUGAAUUUACUAAUAGAAUAUUAUACCUUUGAAAUUAUUGAAGAAAAAUUAAGACACAAUAAAAUACAAUUUCACG
This is a messenger RNA of Gordionus sp. m RMFG-2023, 3498 nucleotides long. RefSeq names its product UDP-N-acetylglucosamine--peptide N-acetylglucosaminyltransferase 110 kDa subunit-like. The transcript has 21 exons. Gene Ontology annotation, molecular function: protein binding; protein O-acetylglucosaminyltransferase activity. Gene Ontology annotation, biological process: protein O-linked glycosylation. Bases 45 to 3218 code for a protein of 1057 amino acids. The record is from RefSeq and is a predicted model, not a curated record. NCBI's taxonomy places the organism in Eukaryota, Metazoa, Nematomorpha, Gordioida, Chordodea, Parachordodidae.